GUUAACCGCCAUCUUGGCAACCACAUGACCUCGUUACCGUGUCCCGUGACCAGCUCACGUGAAUUUUGACAAAAUUCAAACGCUUUUUUCGCUAAGAGAAGGAAAUGGAUAUCCUAGAACAGCAUCUCGAGCAGCAGGAUGUGAGUGCUGUAACCAAAGAAGAACACAAUUCAAGCAUUGUCAUCGAGGAAGCCGAGAUCGUUGACUGUGACGGAGAUGCCGUUGGAGAAGAUGGGCUACGCUAUCAAGAAACACUUGCAUAUAGGGUUGUCCAAGUUAAUGGAACCCCCAAUAAUGAAAUUGAACUACCCGUAACACAGGCACCACUGCAGGUACUGACAUCACCAAUAAACGGUCAAUUCUAUGUUAUUGGAAGUGCAAACGAUGUUUUUACAACUGCUCAAACGUCUAGAUCUGUCAUAGCACCAAGAGCAACAGCGACUCUUCAAAUAGAAACACCUCGUACAUCUUCGACGGGUUUAAAAAAGAGAGACGAUAGGCGAAGAGCUACGCAUAAUGAAGUAGAACGUAGACGUAGAGAUAAAAUUAACAAUUGGAUCGCAAAACUGGGAAAAAUUAUUCCAGAAUGUAGUACCACAACAAACGGUAGUGGAAGUAGCGGAGAAAGCGGUGGCAAAGCAAAUUAUGAAACUCAGAGUAAAGGAGGAAUCUUAGCCAAAGCAUGCGAAUAUAUAGCAGAACUUAGAGCCGCUAAUCAAUCUAUGGGACAAUGUUUGCGUGACAACGAGAAACUUCGUCAAGAGGUAACAGCAUUAAAGCAAGUGGCAGCCCAACUUAGACGAGAAAAUUUACACUUGAAAUCACAAUUACCAACAGCUCAAGAAGUAACGGAUGUUCACAUACUUCCUUAAUUAAUUAGCUCUACUUAUCAAUUUUUCUGUAUAUAAAGUGCUUGAAGCAUUCUACUUCUUUUCUCUCAUAGCAGUACGACUUUGUUUACAAAAAAUAAAAUAUGAAUUAUGUCAUUGUCUACUUUAAAUUUAGACGAUUAACCAGAACUCGUAUCAUUGUGCAUAGCAUUUUUAAAAAGUUCUAUUUUUAAAUGAAGAAAAAAUCGCCUUAAAUUAUG
Messenger RNA from Ceratosolen solmsi marchali, 1090 nucleotides. Its product is annotated as upstream stimulatory factor 1. The record is from RefSeq and is a predicted model, not a curated record. NCBI's taxonomy places the organism in Eukaryota, Metazoa, Arthropoda, Insecta, Hymenoptera, Agaonidae. Gene Ontology annotation, molecular function: DNA-binding transcription factor activity, RNA polymerase II-specific; RNA polymerase II cis-regulatory region sequence-specific DNA binding; protein dimerization activity. Gene Ontology annotation, biological process: regulation of transcription by RNA polymerase II. The transcript has 5 exons. Bases 105 to 872 code for a protein of 255 amino acids.